Molecule: messenger RNA, 582 nt
Organism: Miscanthus lutarioriparius
Lineage: Eukaryota; Viridiplantae; Streptophyta; Magnoliopsida; Poales; Poaceae
Source: the annotation of a GenBank genome assembly
AUGGCGGCGCCGGCGCCGAUGCAGCUCAAGGUGCGGGUCCCACAGAACGAGGAGGUCGCUCGCGCUGCCCACGAGAAGCGGCUGUCGAUGAGGGAGCAGCCGGCCGGUUUCAAGGAGCACCUGGACCGCACGUUCGCCAAAGCCUACCGCAAUGUCUGCGCCGCCAAUGAGCCCAUCCGGACUCUCAAGGAGUUCUCUAAGAUCAAUGGUGUGGGACCAUGGCUAAUACGUUGUAUGAAAGGCUUCUUUCCAGAGUCCAAACAGGAUUCUCCAACGAAAGGAAAGAAAACAAGAGUACCAAAGUGCCCUAAGCCAAAGAAGAACACUGCUGCUGCUGCUGCUUCUCUUGGCAAGGGACCUCCUCCUAACUUAAAUUGUCAGAAUGUUCAGUUUACUCCUCCAUUUUCAUCCCAAGGAACAUUGGACCUGCAAUCGUCUGGUAAAACGGGUUCUUCUGACUUCAAUAUGCUAGACAAGGAUGUUGUAUCAAUAGACAAUUGUAUACUGGCUAUGCCACCUCGUCAAUCAAGUGAAGAGUUUCUUGAAGCUUACGAGGUUGUUCUGAUAUUGGAUGAUUCUUGA